Molecule: messenger RNA, 338 nt
Organism: Dovyalis caffra
Lineage: Eukaryota; Viridiplantae; Streptophyta; Magnoliopsida; Malpighiales; Salicaceae
Source: the annotation of a GenBank genome assembly
AUGUGUAGAGGCAUUCGUCAGGAGAGAAAUAACGAAGGCAGUUCUUGUAGCAAAGAGGUUGAUUCACCUAAUGCAACCUCAAGAUGGGUUUGUUGUGAGCUGUGUGGGUCAAGGGCAUCGUUAUAUUGUCAAGCAGAUGAUGCAUUUUUAUGUCGAAAAUGUGACAAAUGGGUGCAUGGAGCUAAUUUCUUAGCUCAAAGGCAUAUUAGAUGCAUGUUAUGCAACGCAUGCCAAAAUCUUACACAAAGAUAUCUCAUUGGGGCUUCAACUCAGGUGUUGCUUCCAACUAUUGUGAGUUGGGGAGAAACAAGGCAGCGUAAUUCUAAUCUUGAAAAGAA